CACAAUAUUCCUCUCAGUGGGGCUUCAACAUACUUUCAAAGACUAAGCGGAGGAUAUCUGAGAGGAAGUUGAGUUUCUCCUUUUAAUACCUUCUUAUAUCAAUUUGGAUGCCUUAUCCCAUCUUUUAACCACUAAGCCUGAUGCAAAUUAUUUUUCACAGGCAGGUCAGAUUUAGAUCUGGUGUUAAAAAUGGAACGGAUACAAGGUUGGGCUGCUGAAGACACGGAAACACCCUCACCUGUAAAGAGAGAGAGGUAUUGAGUUACCACAAAUGUGGACUUGUACAGAGAUUAGAGAACUGUGACAAUCUAUUUUUUUUAAUUGUCACUUUUGAGGUCACAACUGUACAAAACCUUUUAUAAUCUCUGUACAUAUUGCAGACUGAUCUUGUCUGUAUACGUGUCAGCCUUUUUUCCGCUCUGUUUUUCUUUCUUUUUUUACCACAUUAAGAAAUGUAGGUGUGUCAUCAGUGGGUGGUACAGUUGUUUUUUCAGAUCCACAAAGUAGACCUUGUUUACACCCCAAUGGCACAUGGAAAUCUUGAAAAAAAAAAAAGUUUUUGGUCUGUAAACAGGGUUGAACAAGUCACGCCUACAGAUGUAAAAUUACCUGCCGUGGUGUCAGUUCCUGCUCAGACACCCAGCCUCAGUAAGCUGCUCAAACUGAGGAGGAUUACCAAGUUGCCUCUUUUACUGGCAGUUUUAUCACUAUUAUUUAUUUAUUUUUGAUAUUACGAAAAAAAAUAACAACUUGUAUUUGGAGAGUCUUCACAUGGAUUCAGUUUUGUGGAUUGAAAGUGGAAUGUAGAGUACAUCAUCAUGGGAUCAAAUAAAGGAUUUAUGAUUGUCAUUUUCCUGAUGGGAGUCAUGGUUUUUAUCACUUUGACAACUCACGGAUGGGAUUUUUACCAGCAAACUAUGGCACUGAGAUCUACAAAACGGCAACGUUUAAGGAAGGAUCUUCUUAGAAAAUACUGUAAAGGUGGGAACCAAAGUUUGGACGACUUAAAGGACACAAACUUGACAAAUUUUAUCGUGGAUGACAAACACGGAAUCGUCUACUGCUACAUUCCAAAGGUGGCCUGUACCAACUGGAAGAGAACCUUGAUCGCUUUAAACUACAGUGAACCAUAUCCUGACCCCAUGGUGUUUGAGCAUAACUGGGUUCACCAAUUUGAAAGAUUCCAGUACCUCAAUGAUUUUCCAAAGGCAGAGAGAAAGGCAAAACUACAGCACUACACCAAGUUCCUGUUUGUCCGUGAUCCAUUUGUCCGCCUCAUCUCCGCCUAUAGGGACAAAAUUCAGCAAUAUGACCAGUAUUUUUAUGAAGGAUACGUGAGAGUUAUCUUGGAAUUUUACAAAAAUCAAACUAAUCUGACUUACAGUCAUAAGGUGGCCAAGAAAAAGGGUCUCCAACCCUCUUUUUAUAACUUCAUUCAGUACCUACUGGAUCCACAAGCAGAGAAAAAAGAGCCCUUUGAGCCCCACUGGAGGCAGAUGUUUCGCCUGUGCCACCCCUGCCUCGUUGAAUAUGACUUUGUCGGCCAUCAAGAGACUCUUCAAGAAGAUGCUCAGGAGCUGCUGAAGAUGUUAAAGCUGGAAGAUGAAAUCCAGUUUCCUCCUUCCUAUGAAAAUAUGACUUCUCAUAACUCUGUUAAGGACUGGUUUCAAAGUGUACCACUGGAAGACAGGAGGAAGCUGUACAAAAUGUAUGAAAAGGACUUUCAACUUUUUGGCUACAGAAGACCAACCGAACUGCUGGAUGAAUGAUCUGACGCUACCGGUACUCAUUCACCUUAAUAUCGAAACCGCCUCCAAGUAUUUGGUUAGUGACCUAUAAACACUCAAUAAUGGUAUUUUGUAGGCAUCGGAAUUCACUAACUGUUUCUUUCUACUGUAAAAAACCCAAUAGAUACCAAACAAACUUACUAGUGUUGCUAUAAUCAAUAACUGCGGCUGAGCAUUCACUUGAAUUUAAACCUUCAUUUUUUUAUAAGCUGGUUGCAACAUUCUGAUCUGCUGUUGCAUCAACAUUUCACACACUCACACUAGGUUUUCUUUUUUUAACAAGAACACCAUCUAAACUUAUGCCACAUUCUGAAAGAGGAAAUUAACAUCCAUCAUAAUAAAUGUGAAUAUUUAUGUCUGGUGACAUUUUACUUACAAAAUGUCUACAA
Messenger RNA from Oryzias melastigma (Indian medaka), 2176 nucleotides. Its product is annotated as carbohydrate sulfotransferase 12. Bases 819 to 1769 code for a protein of 316 amino acids. Gene Ontology annotation, molecular function: sulfotransferase activity. Lineage: Eukaryota; Metazoa; Chordata; Actinopteri; Beloniformes; Adrianichthyidae. Gene Ontology annotation, cellular component: membrane. The record is from RefSeq and is a predicted model, not a curated record. Gene Ontology annotation, biological process: proteoglycan biosynthetic process; carbohydrate biosynthetic process. The transcript is spliced from 6 exons.